UCCAUUGUCUGACCCCCGUUCCUUUCUUUUUUUGUUUUGUUUAAACCAUUAUAAACCUCAAUCUAUUCGUCAUGCGAUAAGCGUAUCUCGUAUCAUUACUUGAAUUGAACAUGCGAAUUAACGUUAGUCAUCUCACUCGUCGCUUAACUCGUCAACUGUUGAAUGUAUGUGAUCAGGACACGCGACAUGCUCAGCGAGAGUUACAUUGGAUGCUCAGUCACGUCGCAGCCACCAGUAAAAGCUCAAAGACGACGGAGAGCUUGACAUUCCACGAUGCGCAGCGACUGACUGACAUGGUCAAGGAUCGGGUUGAACACCAUAAACCCCUUCAAUAUAUCUUGGGUAGCCAACCUUUCUGCGACCUUGAUAUCGUCACCCGUCCACCUACGCUCAUCCCACGCUGGGAGACUGAGGAAUGGGUAUACCGGCUGUUGGAGCAUUUGAAGCAGCAUCAUGGCAAGCGACGGAUACUGGACCUGUGCACUGGAUCGGGAUGCAUUGCCCUUGCUCUUGCGCGACACUUACCUCAAGGCACAGCAGACAUCCACGCCGUUGAUUUUUCUCCAUCAGCAUUAAGUCUUGCUCGUCUGAAUGCCGAGCUGUUAACGCCUCAACUCGCCAAUGCCGUGAACAUUGAAAAAAUGGAUGUGCUCAAUGCGAACGACUUUAAACUCGGUGGCGCCUCUUUCGACUUGAUUGUAUCCAAUCCACCCUAUGUGACGCAUGCAGAGUACGCCGAACUUACGCCUGAUGUCAAGGAAUGGGAAGACCGUGCUGCUCUGGUGGCUGAUAACGAGGGCAUGGCCUUUCAUCUUCAUAUCGCCAACGUCAUCGGUAAAAACAAUGUGCUAUCCAAUACGCACAAUUGGCCACGUCUGGUCAUGGAGAUAGGAGGUACGCAUCAAGUAAGCGAGAUAACAAAAGCACUACAUGCAAAUGGCUUGUCACGAGUCGAAGUUUGGAAAGAUUUGGCGGGCAAAGACAGAGCUAUAGCUGCAGGAUAAUGAGGUGGCCCAGAGGAAACACUUGUAACCAGGAUGACUAGUAUAACAGUGAUAUAUCUUUUAAGCUGUUUACCUUUGUUUAUAUAAUUGUUGUAUAUACAGGGAUAGUAAUAUAAUAAUGAUG
This is a messenger RNA of Umbelopsis ramanniana AG, 1128 nucleotides long. RefSeq lists its product as uncharacterized. The record is from RefSeq and is a predicted model, not a curated record. Gene Ontology annotation, biological process: protein methylation. Gene Ontology annotation, cellular component: mitochondrion. The coding region runs from base 111 to 1004 and encodes 297 amino acids. Gene Ontology annotation, molecular function: nucleic acid binding; protein methyltransferase activity. NCBI's taxonomy places the organism in Eukaryota, Fungi, Mucoromycota, Umbelopsidomycetes, Umbelopsidales, Umbelopsidaceae. The transcript is spliced from 2 exons.